CACAUCCUACGUCAUCCUGUUCUGCUGAAAUUGUAACACAUAUUUAGUCGCUCUAGAGUCGAACACACAUUUACACCUUUAACCUGCACCUUUAACACACACAUGACUUUUGUCACACACUCGUGAGCUACUGUAAGUUAAGGAUGAUUGAAUCUAGUCACAGCUCCAUCUAUUCCAUCUUCUGCUGCUGUUGUUCUUUAGAGUCCCGCACCAGCACACAUGUGGAUAUGAACUCCAGAGAUGAACACAAACCUACACCCUACUCAUGCAGAACGGAGCGCUCGAUGAAGAAGCUGCCUCCUCCUCCUCCUCCAGUGGACAGCUCUGAGCAGCAGGUGAUGGUCGUCGCUAUGUACGAUUUCACUGCGAGUGAGAGUUCAGACCUGAGCCUGAGGAGAGGAAACAAGUACAAGAUCCUCCACAAACAGGACCAGCUGUGGUGGAAAGCAGAGGACCAACAAGGGAAUAAAGGCUUCAUCCCGAGUAACUAUGUCACAGAGAAACACAACAUAGAGGCUAAUGAGUGGUACUGUAAGAGCAUUAACAGGUCUAAAGCUGAACAUAUGCUAAAACAGGAGGAUAAGAAUGGUGGUUUUAUUGUAAGAGAGUCCAGCCAGCCAAAUCGCUACACAGUGUCUGUGUACACCAAGGCCAAAAGUGAGAGCCUGGGCGAUGUGAAACAUUAUCAGAUAAAGCAGACAGACACAGGAAAGUUCUUUCUGGCAGAGAAUUACAUCUUCAGCUCCAUCCCUGAGAUGAUUAAUUACCACAAACACAAUGCCGCAGGUCUUGUAGCACGAUUGCGUUAUCCUGUUGGCUCAAUGGAACAGUAUGUCCCUACUACUGCAGGGUUUAGCUCAGAUAAGUGGGAGCUUGACCCAAGUGAACUGACCUUCAUGAAGGAGCUUGGCAGAGGAGAAUUUGGAGUGGUGCGACUGGGAAAGUGGAGAGCGCAGCACAAAGUGGCCAUUAAAGCCAUCAGAGAGGGAGCCAUGAGUGAAGAGGACUUUAUAGAGGAGGCCAAAGUGAUGAUGAGGCUGUGUCACCCUAAGCUGGUACAGAUCUAUGGUGUGUGUACAAGGCAGAAACCACUCUGCAUUGUGCUCGAGUUUAUGGACAAUGGCAGUCUUCUUGAGGUACUGCGUCACCAUGGCAACAAUCUGGAGUGUGUGCAGCUAUUGUCCAUGUGCGAGGAUGUGUGUGAGGGCAUGCAGUACCUCGAACACAACAACUUCAUACACAGAGAUCUGGCUGCAAGGAACUGUAUGGUGAAUGCGAACAACGUGGUGAAAGUCUGUGAUUUCGGCAUGGCAAGGUACGUGUUAGAUGAUCAGUACACAAGCUCGAUGGGCUCCAGGUUCCCAGUGAAAUGGUCUCCACCUGAAGUUCUGCACUACAACAAGUUCAGCAGCAAAUCUGAUGUCUGGUCCUUUGGUGUGUUAAUGUGGGAGGUGUUCUCUGAAGGACGCACUCCAUUUGGGAACCGUCUGAACGCUGAGGUUGUGGACGAGGUGACACAGGGAGUGCGACUGUACAAACCGCACAAAGCACCAACUAAUGUAUAUGACAUCAUGUACGAGUGCUGGCAUGAGAGGCCUCAGGGUCGGCCCUCGUUCUCCAGCCUGCUGCAGAGCAUUAAAAACAUCACUGAGGAUUUCACGCUCUAGAUGAGACAUGAACAUUAAUUGUGCAAUAACACACAACACCACAGCUACACACCAAUGGCUGUAUAUAAGUGUGAUCAGCACCGUGACUCUUACUCACAUUGUGUGAGUCUGAAGCCUUCCACCCUGCGCUCAAUGUGCUCACCUCAGUCUGUCAGAGAAUUUUGGCAGAUUUACUGAUUUUUUCCUUUUGGCUAGAAAUGUUUUUAGAGCUUUGAGUCAUAAGUGAGUUAUUAUUUAUUAACCAACUUAUAUUACCCACCAUUUUCAUCAAGCAACACAAUAUACAUGAGUAUAUAAUAGUUACACAAGUUCAAAUCUAAAAAGCAGUCAAAAUGUACACUAAAUUAAAUGAUGCUAAAAUGAUAGCAGUAUAAAAACUGUUCUUUUAUUCUCCGCUGGUUCUGUCAGUGGAGUUUGUGUAAAAGGAGGAGACUGGCAAACUUUAGCACACUGCUUCAUGUGCUAACUAAAGUCAACAGGUAAUAAACUCGUAGUAACUGUAGCUAGCGUCAGCUGAGGGAAUGUUAGAACAGUUUAUUACAGAACAGAACUUAUAGUCAGGAGUAAUAGUGACCAAAAUACUGUGCUGUCAGUAUUCUUCAUUUUUGCCUUCAUGUGUAAUGUUCCACAGACGGUCACUAGGGGGCACCAGAGACAUUCUGCUUUCUCUUUUAUACCCACUAAUGAGGUUCAAUCAUAAUCAGUGAAACAUUACACACACACACACACACACACACACACACACACACACACACACACACACACACACACACACACACACACACACACACACACAGAGCUACACACAAAGAGCUACACACAGAUAAACACAGAUCUACACACAUGGACCAACACACACGCACACACAGCUGCACACACAGCUGCACACACACACACACACACACUCACACACAGAGAAUAACGUCUUCAACUGUUUCAGGUUUAUAAAUACCAAAACGCAGAAGUUUUAUUUGUAUAAAUAUAUUUUUGUAAUAAACUGAAUAAAAAACACA
Messenger RNA from Tachysurus fulvidraco (yellow catfish), 2680 nucleotides. It is a transcript of the gene txk, whose product is annotated as TXK tyrosine kinase. NCBI's taxonomy places the organism in Eukaryota, Metazoa, Chordata, Actinopteri, Siluriformes, Bagridae. Gene Ontology annotation, biological process: peptidyl-tyrosine autophosphorylation; B cell receptor signaling pathway; adaptive immune response. Bases 144 to 1667 code for a protein of 507 amino acids. Gene Ontology annotation, molecular function: ATP binding; non-membrane spanning protein tyrosine kinase activity; protein binding. The record is from RefSeq and is a predicted model, not a curated record. The transcript is spliced from 15 exons.